Molecule: messenger RNA, 4577 nt
Organism: Sinocyclocheilus rhinocerous
Lineage: Eukaryota; Metazoa; Chordata; Actinopteri; Cypriniformes; Cyprinidae
Product: contactin-associated protein-like 5
Exons: 24
Coding region: 1-3978 (1325 amino acids)
Source: RefSeq, a predicted model, not a curated record
AUGGUUCUUUCCACACCCUCAAAAGAGUUGUACACAUUCCUGUCCAUCAAACGCUCCAUCAGAGUGCCCUCAAGAAAUGAAGCUGCUGGUUUAUGGUCGUGCUAUCACUGCAAUGGGCCACUGGUUUCUGCUCUUCCUCCCUCAUCAUUCCAGGGCUCCUCAUCUUCCUCUGACAGUCAGUCGCCAUAUUUUGCCAAGCUCAACAGAAGAGAUGGAGGUGGCGGCUGGGCUCCAGAACGAACAGACAGGCUACGAUGGCUACAGGUGGAUCUGCGAGAACGGGUCGAGGUCACAGCUGUGGCGACCCAGGGUCGUUUCGGGAGCCCUGAUUGGGUUACGAGUUACAUGUUGCUUUACAGUGACACAGGAAGAGCUUGGAAGCAGUUCAGACAAGAGGACAACAUAGGGACUUUCAGUGGAAAUACAAAUUCAGAUGGGAUUGUUCACCACAAGCUCUCACACUCCAUAAGAACACAGUUUCUGCGGUUCUUGCCAGUGGACUGGAGUCCCGGGGGAUGGAUGGGGCUCAGAGUGGAGGUCUAUGGCUGUGCAUACAAGUCGGAUGUUGCAGAUUUCAACGGCAGGAGCUCUUUGCUGUACCGGUUUAAUCAGAAGUCCACCAGCACUGUGAAAGACGUCAUCUCUCUACGGUUUAAGAGCCAGCGCGGGGAUGGGGUCCUUGUGCAUGGAGAGGGACAAAGAGGUGAUUACAUCACCCUAGAGCUGCAGAGACCGCGAUGGUGCAAAACUAAAAUUCAAUCCUUAAAUUUUAUAUUUCUUUCUCUCUUUUUCUCUCAAGACGACGUUAAGAUAUAUCCUAGCAGUGGCCAUGUCUCUGUGUUUCUGGGUAGUCUUCUGGACGACCAGCACUGGCACUCCGUCCUGAUCGAGCGAUUUAACAAACAGAUCAACUUCACUGUGGACAGACUAGUCAAACACGUGAGGACGGGUGGGCUGGAUGAUUCACUUGAAGUCGAUUAUGAGCUCAGCUUUGGAGGAAUCCCUCUUCCCGGUAAACCAGGCACGUUCCUGCGGAAAAACUUCCAUGGAUGUAUGGAGAACCUCUACUACAAUGGGGUCAACAUCAUUGACUUAGCCAAACGACGCAAACCUCAGAUCUACAGUGUGGGGAAUGUGACUUUUACCUGCUCAGAGCCUCAACUGGUAUCCGCCACCUUCUUGAGCUCUAGCAGCAGUUUCCUGUCACUUCCAAUGGAUGCUGCCACGGAAACGCUGUCGGUGACGUUCCAGUUCCGGACAUGGAACCGGGAAGGGAUGUUACUUUCGGCCUGGCUGAGGAGAGAUUCAGAGAGACUGCUUUUGCUUCUUGUUCAUGGGCAGCUUAGACUCACACACCACAGAUCAGCGUUGCAAAACUCUGAUAUAGUCAUCGGUCAGGCUCUGAGUGACGGCCAAUGGCACACGGUGUCCAUUAGCGUGGGAGGUUUCCAGGUUUCCCUCACGGUGGAUGACGAGCCACCGUCCACCAUGCAGCUCAAGGACAUCGCACAGCCUGAGAGGAGCGUGCUAAUUGGAGGUUGCCCAUCAGUGUUAACCAAUCAGGGUUGUCGGAAUCCGACACUGGCAUAUCAAGGCUGCAUGCGCUCUGUUAUCAUUAACAACCAGCCAAUCAACUUCUACCUGGUGCAGCAAGGCCUGCUGGGAAACUACAGCAAGCUCCAGUUUGACAUCUGUGGCAUUCGUGACAGAUGUCUUCCUAACUACUGCGAGCAUGAUGGGGAAUGUUCUCAGUCCUGGAACACGUUUUUCUGUGACUGUUCGGGAACUGGAUACACGGGAGCCACCUGUCAUAACUCCAUCUUUGAACCCUCCUGCGAGGCCCACCGGCUCACAGGAAGUGCCUCAGGCUUUUUCUCAAUCGAUCCUGAUGGAAGCGGGCCGCUCAAAUCCACUGUCAUCUACUGCAACAUAACCGAUGAUAAGGUUUGGACCGUAGUGAAUCACAAUAGCACGGAGAUGGUGAGGGUUCAAGGGUCGUCGCUUCAGAAGCCCCACGUGAUGAAAUUCAACUACAGCACAUCUCUGGAACAGCUGCGGACACUUGUGGGCAGGUCUGAACAGUGCCAGCAGGAAGUUGUUUAUCUCUGCAGGAAGUCCCGUCUCUUUAACACAUGGGAUGGAACGCCCUUGUCCUGGUGGCUGGACCGGGCAGGAGAGAGAAGGACGUACUGGGGUGGAUUUCUCCCCGGGGUGCAGCAGUGCGCCUGCAGUCUGGAUGAAAACUGCAUUGAUAUGAAUCACUUCUGCAACUGUGACGCUGACCGCAGCUCAUGGGAGAAUGACACAGGAGUGCUGUCCUACAAAGAGCACUUACCAGUGACCGAGAUCUUGGUAGGAGACACAAACCGAAGUGGGUCUGAAGCCAUUUACAGAGUGGGAUCUCUGCACUGCUACGGGGACAGGUUUUUGUGGAACGCCGCUUCCUUCUACGAGGAGUCGUCUUACCUGCACUUCCCAAUGCUUCAGGCCGAGCUCAGUGUCGACAUCUCACUCUAUUUCAAAACCACGGCUCCCUCCGGAGUCUUCUUGGAAAAUCUGGGCGCAAAAGACUUCAUUAGAGUGGAACUCAGCGCGCCCUCUGUCGUGACCUUCACGUUUGAUGUGGGUAAUGGCCCGGUGGUUCUGACGGUGAAGUGUCACGUGCCGCUGAAUGACAAGCAGUGGCAUUACGUCCGAGCGGAAAGGAAUGUGAAGGAGGCAUCGCUGCAGGUGGACCAGCUGCCCUUGCGCUUCCUGGAGGCUCCGUCUGAAGGCCACACCCACCUUCAGCUCAACAGCCAGCUGUUCAUUGGAGGCACAGCAUCGAGGCAGAGGGGAUUUCUAGGGUGCAUCAGGUCAUUAAGCAUCAAUGGGAUGACACUUGACCUUGAGGAGAGGGCUAAAAUGACCCCUGGGGUCAGUUCGGGGUGCCCGGGUCACUGCAGCAGCCAAAACAGCUUGUGUCACAACAGGGGGAAAUGUAUCGAGAAGAGCAGUGGCUACGUUUGUGACUGCACACACUCAGCCUAUGGAGGACCCAACUGCAAGAAAGAAGUUUCCGUGUCCUUUGAAAGCGGGUCUUCGGUGACCUACACCUUCCAGGAACCAUUUUCUGUGAUGCGCAACCACAGCCGUCAGUCCUCAGCUAUCUUCGCCCAAAGCAGCAAUUCACGAGAGAGCAUCGCCUUCAGUUUCCUCACAACUCAAACACCUGCCAUGCUUCUGACAGUCAACACCUAUCAUCAGCAGUACAUGGCCAUUAUUCUGGCUCACAACGGGAGUUUGCAGAUUUGGUAUCGGCUGAGCAGAGAGAAAGAGCCUGACAUCUUUACACCAACGUCUCUUAAUUUGGCCAAUGGAGAGCUCCACAGAGUCCAGAUACAUAGAGAGGGAAGGGACAUGUACGUCCAGAUUGAUAAAGAUACCAAUCUGAAAUACAGCCUGUCCACGGACAAAGAGUUGAUCACGAUAAGGUCUUUGACAUUGGGGAAAGUCACAGGUCGAGCUGGUGUAGAUGAAGAGGUUCUCCAGGCCGGAUCCAGAGGUUUCAUAGGCUGUCUGUCUUCAGUUCAGUUUAACCAUUUGGCUCCUAUCAAGGCGGCCAUAUUGAAUCGAGGUAGCUCGUUGGUCAGUGUUCUCGGUAACCUGGUAGAGUCAAAUUGCGGAGAACUGGCGGAUAAGUCUUCAUCCAGAUCUUUGUCAGACCAUGCAGACACAGGAAGUAGAGGGAAGAAACGUACGAACGCUGCCCAAAGUGACUCCGCUGUAAUUGGAGGUUUGAUAGCAGCAGUGGUGCUCAUUACCCUCUGUGCCGUGGCCGUGAUGACCCGCUUCCUGUACCGCCAUCGAAACGAGCGUACCCGGCAGAUGGCCUCCGUCAAGGAGAAAGAUCACCAGCCCAGGCCAGAACUCAGAUACCGGGCCGAGUUGGACCUACACAGUGCCAUGAGAGACAGCAGGAAAGAGUACUUCAUCUGAUCUGUGGCGUACGAACCUCGUGACCCCCACUGAGUCGCUGCGACCCUAUGUUUGGCGCCAACUCAGUGGACAGGGAUUGGGGACAGGAAGUCAGCUGAGCCUUGUGGACACAGCCAGUGCCCUUCACCCUCCCAACCACUGUCCUUUAGCAUCCAGGAUUCAGGGAACGGAAAGCACACAACACAGAUACGUUGAAUUAUAGCGGUAUGCAGGCAGCGUGGCGGAUUUUAAUAUAUCGGUGGUUCUUUGCUGCGGUUUUAGAAAAAUGUUCCCAAGAGUUAGAAGAUCAGGUGGCUUCAAAACUCAGAAGCUGUACCCAGACAUGGCCUUCAGCCCUUCGCAGAGGAUGGAGAAUCAGACGUAUGAAGCGACUCUUUUGCUUACAGGGCUAAUUGUUUAACCAGACAACAAAGAGAUUACAGAAUCGUUUGUGUGCGCACAUGCGAAUCACUCUGGCAGACAAACAAACACUUGACGGUCUCCAGUCUGUGGACCGUGACCAAUCAAACGGCUCUGGUGUGGUACUAAUCCAGCACGAAUGGUCUUGUUCAGCCACAGGCGAGCACGAUGUAGUGAUGCAAAUAAAGUGGUUGAUGUUA